Molecule: messenger RNA, 1879 nt
Organism: Hyalella azteca
Lineage: Eukaryota; Metazoa; Arthropoda; Malacostraca; Amphipoda; Hyalellidae
Exons: 4
Coding region: 331-1338 (335 amino acids)
Biological process (GO): regulation of transcription by RNA polymerase II; developmental process
Molecular function (GO): protein dimerization activity; DNA-binding transcription factor activity, RNA polymerase II-specific; RNA polymerase II transcription regulatory region sequence-specific DNA binding
Source: RefSeq, a predicted model, not a curated record
CCUGAGUCGACAUCGUGCGAGCAUUUGACACAUGCGACCAGCAAGGUUGAUGGUACCAAAGAAAACUUAUUACGAGCAGACCAGUUGCAAAGAAACUCUAAAUUAUCGAAAAAAAUUGAACCGGAUUUGAAGAUAGAAGGCGCACCGACAGCCACCUUCGACGAACUGCGUGUAACUUCAAGAAUAAUCCCAAUUGAUAACACGAGUUUGAUAACAAGUAAUAGGAACAAUGAUUGUUUUGGUGCUCCAUGCUCAUGGGAGUCAACGGCUACUAAAAUUAUCCCGAAAACCACUAUUGCCCCAGAAUGGAAUUCCGUCUCUGAAGAAUCGAUGGAUUUUUUACGCCCAUGUGCUCCUUCUUUUCCAGCGAACACGUGCAGAAUUUCCGGCAACCAAAAUCAUAACUUGGACACUUUCAAUUACCCAUUACUUCAUGAUUGCGAAUCCAAUCACUUCCCUGAAGGUAUAGCUCCGAAUUAUCCUUCAUUAAUGGAUUCCUCGUUACUAAGCUCCCCUAUUCUACCUAUGCAAGCUUCGUACAUCAAUUUCUCCUUCUAUCCUCUGUCAUCAAGUCCACAAGAAUAUUCAUCGGAUCCGGUGUUGUCUUCGAUAUUUUCAACGUCGAUUUACGGGAGUUCGUCUGCAGCAGUUGGAUCGCGAGAAUCAAUGGCGCCUGAAUAUACCCUUCCACUCCAGGAUGUGCCUCCAUCAUAUGAAGAAAUUUCAGACCCCACUACUACUUCAGGAAUACCGUUUCCGAUCCUUGAACCGCUUAGCGUUGUCGAGGAUUCCAAAGUAGAGAUAGGAACCGAGAUUGAGGAACUAGUUCGGCAACCUUGUUAUGAAACGAAAACCGAACUGACUUGUCAAAUAAGUGAUGAAAUUAGGGGACAUAAUAUCGAAGGCACAGCAAAAAUGUCAGAGAAACUAAGGAAUUGUGAUAGUACCACCGACCUCUGUGGAGCUAGGGACGCGUCAGGCGGAGGGGUGAAGCAAAGGACCCACGCCAACGCCCGAGAGAGGGACAGGACUCACAGUAGUGUGAACAGCGCGUUCGUGGCGCUGCGGUCGCUCAUCCCCACCGAGCCUGCCGACCGAAAGCUCUCCAAGAUCGAAACAUUGCGACUGGCAACGUCGUACAUCAGUCAUUUGGCAACACAACUGCUGGCGGGCACUUCUCUGCAGCCAUGUUUGUCCACACCAUCAACAGACAACCUGCCAUCAGCGGAACGAAUUCCUGUCUGCACCUUCUGCCUGGGAUCAUUGAAGAAAAAGCAACUUCAUCUUCACCUAACUACCGACCCUGCAGACGUCAUGCAAAACAUCCCGUCUGUCUGACUGCCUGAUGAUGAGCCCAAGUGUUCAGUUCGUGGCGACAGCUGUCAACCCCAAGUCGUUGCCAGAGUCAAGUGUCGCAGCUCAAGUGUUAGUGUCCGUAUACGAGAUUCUUAUAAUCAGUCAGAUAAGUGUACUUCAGAUGAUUACGGCCAAUGAACACCAUGACUGCUCAAAUACAACAGUUGUGGCGUUCACUGUCGACCGCAAACAUUUAGUGCGGUCAAGGUUCCGUUUUAGCAGAAUUCGCACACUUAUUAAAUAGUUUCGUACAAUUCUUUUACAACGUACAUUGUUAUUUGUGCAAACUGAUUAUAUGAUAUAAACCAAUAGAGAAAAAUUGAUAGUCCCAAUAAAGAAGAUAAUAUCGACAUAAUGUUUGUUACUUCCGAGCGUGUGGUUGAUGGUGAACUCAAGUUCAAGUAAAAGAUAAAACGCAAUUUAUAAGUUUAAUGUUAAUUAAUAUCAUUAUUUGAGUGAAGCUACAUAAUCAACCUUAAUAUAAUCUAAAAAGUGUUUUAAAAUCUAAAAUAAAUAAAUUAUU